Molecule: messenger RNA, 1983 nt
Organism: Talaromyces proteolyticus
Lineage: Eukaryota; Fungi; Ascomycota; Eurotiomycetes; Eurotiales; Trichocomaceae
Product: caspase domain-containing protein
Exons: 2
Coding region: 1-1983 (660 amino acids)
Biological process (GO): proteolysis
Molecular function (GO): cysteine-type endopeptidase activity
Source: RefSeq, a predicted model, not a curated record
AUGGCCGAAAGUGUACGAACCACAAAGCAUUAUGCAGUGCUAAUUGGAAUCAACUACUACACAGAAAAGCCCCUAUACGGUUGUGUUAGGGAUGUUGAGAGACUUGAACAGUAUCUGCAAAGCAAGUCAACGCCUAUCCAUAUCGAAAAGUUCAUUGCCAGCACACUUACAGAUUCGCCUUCUGUGCUGCAUGAGCCACCGGAACUGUGGCCAACGUUCGAGAACGUCACGUCCUGCCUCCAAAAAAUAGCAGAUUUGGGACAGUCAGGUGAUUGGGUAUAUAUACAGUAUUCGGGCCAUGGAACGAGAAUUGAAGGGUCGUCGGAAUACAGCAAUACGGAUACCGGUGAUCUGGCCCUGAAUUUACUGGACGGAAAUGAUAUAGCAAACCUUCGCUAUCUCCGCGGGCUUGAAUUCGCAAGUUUUUUACACCGUAUGGUAGAGAAAGGAGUCAAGCUGACGGUAGUCCUUGAUUGUUGUUUUUCCGGAAGCGUUCUCAGGCGAAAACAGGCUGAAAAGAAUAGUGCAAGAUUCCUGGAUUAUGAUUGCGAAGUCGACGCUGCACAUCCAUCGAACCUUGACCCAAGCUUUAUUAUUCGUCACAAGCAGAAUUCAGUAUUUCGUGAUGGCUCUAUGCUCCCCAACUGGCUGAUUCACCCUGUCGGCUACACCAUCCUGGCCGCCUGUGGGCCUCAUGAAGUCGCAGUAGAGCUCAAAUUCGAAGAUGGGACUAGAAAUGGUGCGCUGUCUUAUUUCUUGCUAAGGACAUUAUACCAACUCGGGAAUGGAGAUCGCAACAAUCAAUCUAUAUAUCAACACAUAUGUGCCAAAUUCCAAGCCUCUUGGCCUCGACAAAAUCCCACAUUCUACGGAAAUAAAAAUUUGUCUUUUUUCGGGCAGCUAACAUCUAAUAUGGAUCCAACAUCUAUUCCAGUCUUCCGGACAGAUGUUGGUCUAUGCCUUAAGGCAGGCCAGGCACAUGGCAUAUCCAAUGGUUCUCGUUACACUCUACACCCAUUUACGUUGUCGAGAGAUGAUAAGAAUGAGGGAGUCAAUAACGUAUCUGUGGUGGCUACAGUAUCUGCCGUCCGAGGGCUCACGUCAGAUUUAGAUUUAGAAAAGAUGAAUAACCAGCCGCUUCCUCAACACAUUGGUACCGGGUGGACAGCUAGGCCAGUCACGCAGUUCUCCAUUCGAAAGAUUCCCAUAAGACUCCCGCCAGACGACGCAGAUACCAUGGUUUUCCGUGACAGAUGUGAGCGUUCGCUUGACAUCCAUACGGAUAAUGCCGUCGGCAUUCCUGUGCUAUUCAAUGUUUCAAUUAACGGCCAGAACGAGUUUGAGAUACAGAACGAGUAUUACGAGAGGAUAAUGAGCCUGCCGACAAUCCCAACAUAUCAGGUAGGAGCCUGGGAUAGCUUGAAAUGUGUGCUAGAACAUUUGACCAGAUUCAAACAAAUUCAGGGGCUCGAAAACGAAGUCCCGAUGCCGUCAUUCACCAGCUCAUUUCAGGUACAGGUCACAAGCUCCUUCUCAGACGCUGAUGCUGAUAGCUUGACGGGAACUGUAACCGUGCUCGAUAACGGUAUACUCCAGUUAACAGUACAAAAUAACAGCGAGCAUUGUCUAUACGUGCACGUGUAUGACAUGGGUCCUUCUUGGCAGGUUGAGAAUCUCAUGAGAGCUGAAUAUCUCACUCUACCACCUAAGAAUGACUCAAUUGGGUUAAGUGGAAGGAUGUCCAAAAAAUUACUUAUGACAAUCCCAGAUUCCCUGAAAAAGUUGGGCCUGCAGGAAUGCGAAGAUGUCGUCAAGGUUUUCAUUACUCGCCAUCCGACUUCGUUUUCCUCCUUGGAGCUCCCUAAGAUUCCAAUUCCAACUAAGAUAGCCUCUAAUAGAUAUCGCGGUGCACCAGAGGAUAAUGUGUUGGAGGACUGGGCAGUUUACAAUUUCCGCGUUCGUACAGUUGCCACAAAGAUAUAA